This is a messenger RNA of Myotis daubentonii (Daubenton's bat), 6417 nucleotides long. It is a transcript of the gene DENND3, whose product is annotated as DENN domain containing 3. Gene Ontology annotation, cellular component: cytoplasmic vesicle. The record is from RefSeq and is a predicted model, not a curated record. NCBI's taxonomy places the organism in Eukaryota, Metazoa, Chordata, Mammalia, Chiroptera, Vespertilionidae. Gene Ontology annotation, biological process: regulation of Rab protein signal transduction. Gene Ontology annotation, molecular function: protein binding.
UCGCGGAUCCGGCCGGCAGCCGGUAGUGCGCUCCGGGCGCUGCUGGGCGCGAGGUCGGAAUCGGGCCCCGGGUGCGCCCCGCUGGCAGCGGCGGCAUAGCAGCCAUGGCGGAGGCGGCGCCGCAGCACCUGGCGCUGCCCUCGGGGCUGUUGGAGCUGUGCGUGCUGUUGGGGGCCCCCCGGGACAUUCUCCGAGGCCCCGAGCAGGUGGCCCAGAGAAAGGGGCUCCCAAAUCCUUCUGCCCUCGAGCCCGAGGUGCUGUCCGUCUUCGUGCCGCCCUUCGUCAGCAAGGAGGACGGACAGACGGCCGGCAGCAGCUGCGGGACCCUCGGCAGAACCAAGAGGCGCUCCUUCAGGAAGAAGAGAGAGAAGCCCAGGGCGGACCCCGGCCAGGGCCCCGCGGGGCCCCGAGAGACGGACACUGAGGACGUCAGCGUCCCCGACGGCGUGGACCUGCUGGCCCUGCCUCAGCUGUGCUUCCCAGGGGGCCUGUGUGUGGCCUGGGAACCUCAGGAGGACCGUGUCCACUUCCUGGUGCUGACGGACGUCUGCGGGAACCGGACGUACGCCGCCGUGGCCCAGUACUACCGGCCGCUGCACGACGAGCACUGCUUCUACAGCGGCAAGCCCCCCCGGGAGUCGUCCCGACUGAGCGUGGGCGCCGCCGGCUGCUUCGUGCCCUUCGCCGUGUGCGUGAUCUCGCGGUUCCCCUACUACAACGCCCUCAGGGACUGCCUGUCCUGUUUGUUGACUCACCUGAAGCUCUGCAAGGAUUUCGAAGUUGACAAUCACAUCAAAGAUUUUGCUGCAAAAGUCUCUCUGAUCCCCAGCCCCCCACCGGGACCGCUGCACUUGAUAUUCAACCUGAAGCCGCUGCAGAUCGUGUUCCCCUCGCGCGCGGACCCCGAGAGCCCCGUCGUCGACCUGGACCUCCACCUGCCGCUGCUGUGCUUCCGGCCCGAGAAGGUGCUGCAGAUCCUGGCGUGCCUGCUGACGGAGCAGCGGCUGGUCUUCUUCUCGGCGAGCUGGGCGCUGCUGACGCUGGUGGCCGAGUGCUUCCUGGCCUACCUGCACCCGCUGCGCUGGCAGCACACGCUGGUGCCCAUCCUGUCCGGGCAGAUGCUGGACUUCCUCAUGGCGCCCACGGCCUUUCUCAUGGGCUGCCACCUCAGCCACUUGGAAGAAGUCAGCAAGGAAGCGGACGGUUUGGUUCUGAUCAACAUCGAUAGUGGGAGCGUCACCUGCUCGGGCAGCGACGUCCCCGACAUCCCCCUGCUGGCGGCGCAGACCUUCAUUCAGAGGGUCCAGAGCCUCCAGCUGCACCACGACCUGGACCUCGCCCAACGGGGCGCCAGCACCGACGUGAACGAGGGGCGAGCCCGCAGGUGGGCCUGGCAGCAGAGGCUCAACCGCCAGAUCCAGCAGCUCACCCUGCAGCUGCUUGUCAGCAUCUUCAGGGAGGUGAAGAACCACCUGAACUACGAGCACCGCGUGUUCAACAGCGAGGAGUUUCUCAAAACCCGCGCCCCCGGGGACCAGCGCUUCUACAAGCAGGUCCUGGACACGUACAUGUUUCACUCCUUCCUUAAAGCCCGGCUCAGCCGGAGGCGGGAUGCCUUCGCGCAGAUGGAGCUCAGCACCCAGCCGGAGGAGGACAGAAUGAAUGGGAUGCUUCUGAGCCCAAGGAGACCGGCCAUCGAGAAAACGGCCUCUCACAAACCUUCGCCCGGGCGCGCGGCCCGCCGGCGCAUGGUGGUCAGCAUGCCCAACCUGCAGGACAUCGCGGGCCCCGAGCUGCCGCCCAGGAACGCGUCGCUGCGGAAGGCGGAGGCCGAGGGCUGCAGCUGCAGCAGCGCAGCUCUGGAUGUGAGCCCCAAGCCCACGUACACGUUCAAGAUCCCCGAGGUGCACUUCCCCCGGGUGCGCCAGUGCGUGCAGACCUACUACGCGGACUGCGUGGCCCAGCUGAGCAAGGCCAUGGGCUGCGUGGCCCCCGACAACUCGGUGCUGCUGGCGCGGUACCUGUACCUGCGGGGCCUGGUGCGCCUGGCGCAGGGCCAGCUGCUGGACGCGCUGCUGGACUUCCAGAGCCUCUACAAGACCGACCUCAGCGUCUUCCCCGCCGAGCUGGUGCGCAGCGCCGUGCAGGCCCUGCCGGGCCCCGAGCGCGCCCAGGCCGAGCGCACGCCCGAGCUGCGCCGGCUCAUCAGCCAGGUCCUGGACAAGCCGGGCGAGGCCCCCAAGGCCGACGACCGCGUGAAGCACUUCGAGCUGCCGAGCCGGCACCUGCCGCUGGGCGACUUUGUGCAGCGGGUGCAGGAGUCGGGCAUCGUGAAGGACGCCGGCCUCAUCGGGCGCCUGUUCGAGGCCCUGACUGUCGGGCAGCAGAAACUGAUCGACCCGGAGACGUUCAGAGACUUCUACACCUGCUGGAAGGAGACAGAGGCCGAGGCGCAGGAGGUCCGCCUGCCCGCGGCCGUGACGGAGCACCUGGACAAGAACGAGUGCGUGUACAAGCUGUCCGGCUCCGUGAAGACGAGCCGCGGCGUGGGCAAGAUCGCCAUGACCCAGAAGCGGCUGUUCCUGCUGACGGAGGGCAGGCCCGGCUACGUGGAGAUCGCCACCUUCCGGAACAUCGAGGAGGUCAGGAGCACCACGGUGGCCUUCCUGCUGCUCCGCAUCCCCACGCUGAAGAUCAGGUCGGCCGCCAGGAAGGACGUCUUCGAGGCGAACCUGAAGGCGGAGUGCGACCUGUGGCACCUGAUGGUGAAGGAGAUGUGGGCGGGGAAGGCGCUGGCGGACGGCCACAAGGACCCGCAGUACGUGCAGCAGGCGCUGACGCACGCCCUGCUGAUGGACGCCGUGGUGGGCGCGCUGCAGACGCCCGAGGCCAUCUACGCCGCCUCCAAGCUGUCCUACUUCGACAAGAUGCGGAGCGAAAUGCCCGCGGCCGUUCCCAAGACAACGGCGGAGACGCUGAAACACAAGAUCAACCCUUCGGCCGGGGAGACCUUCCCGCAAGCCGUGGACGUGCUGCUGUACACGCCGGGGCACCUGGACCCGGCGGAGAGGGCGGGGGACGCGCGCCCCAAGCUGUGGUGCGCCCUGCAGGCGGGCAGAGUGAUGGUGUUCGACGCGUCGUCCUGGAGCCUCCACCAGCACUGCGUCCGCGUGGGCUCCUCCGCGCUGAACUGCAUGGCGAUGGUGGCGCAGGGCCAGGUGUGGGUCGGCUCUGAGGACUCCGUCAUCUACAUCAUCAGCGUCCACAGCAUGUCCUGCCACAAGCAGCUCACCGAGCACCGCGCCAGCGUCACCGGCUUCGUGGUGCAGGACGGGCCAGACGCGCCCAGCCAGGUGUACUCGUGCAGCGUGGACGGGGCGGUCCUGGCGUGGGACGUGAGCACGCUGCAGGUGACCCGCAGGCUCCAGCUGCCCGGCAGUGGCCUCUCGUCCAUCCAGCUGCACGCCGACUGCCUGUGGUGCUGCACCGGGAACAGCAUCAUGGCCGUGAACAGCUGUGUCCGGCAGGAGCUGAGGAUCGACGAGAACUUCCAGGAGAAGAGCACCACCUUCGUGGCCUUCCAGCUCCUCCCCGAGCAGGAGCAGCUGUGGGCCGCGUGCGCGGGGUACGACGACAUCUACGUCUGGGGCCUGGGGGACCUGGCCCGGCCGCCCGGGAGGGUCCACCUGCCCGACUGCGCCCAGGUCACCUGCAUGAUCCGGGUGAAGCGGCAGGUGUGGGUGGGCGGCACGGGGCUGUCGCCGGGGAAGCCCCGGGGGAAGAUCUACGUGGUGGACGCCGAGAGGAAGACGGUGGAGAAGGAGCUGGUGGCGCACGCGGACACCGUGAGGGCGCUGUGCUCGGCCGAGGACAGAUACGUGCUGAGCGGCUCCGGCCCGGAGGAGGGGAAGAUCGCCAUCUGGACCGUGGAGUGAGGGGGACAGUGCAGGUCGCAGCUGCGCUGGGGGCACCGCGCCUCCUGCCCGCUCCCCGCGCUCCCAGGAGCCUGUCGGGCCGGGCGCACCCGCUGCAGGCGCCCUCCCCCCCAGGACCGGCGCUUCUCCCGGACGUUCCUGAUGAAACUACGGCCCGUCCUGUGCUCCUGGCCGGCAGCAGGCUCAACCCUGCGAGAACCUCUGCCCAGAUACUGCCCUGAGCGCGGUCUGGAAGGUUCCAGAGCCCACGCCGGCACCGGAGCCAGGCACAGCUGAGCGGGCUGCGCGCCUCUGGGCCCCAUUCGCGCCCGAGCCCCGCACAUGUGGCUCCUGCCUCCAGCCCAGCUGCCCCCGCAGCAGGCGAGGCCGCCAGGGAGGGACACGCGGGACAGGCUGCGGGCGGUCGGGCCGUGAAGGCCAGCCCUGGGCCUGUUCUUUCUAGUGAACGCGGAGCCUCUGUCAUUAAGAGACGCAGGGAGAUGGCCUCCCACCGCAGAGCUGGGGCCCAGCCCCCGCAGGCCGCACUCCAGGAGGCGCGGCGUCUCUAAGGGCAGGUGACUCCGCUGUCACCCAGUGUUUGCCAAGAAGCCUUUUGCACACGGCCCCGUGCUGUGGCCUCUCGUUCCCCACAGCCCACGAGGGAUGUGUGGUGCGGUCGCCGGGCAGAGUGUGGAGUUUGGGGGCUCGAGGCCCCGCAGCCCUCGCUGCCUGAGGUCGGGAGGUGCGAGUCGGACCCCAGGCCAGGGCUCCGGGAUGGUGCCUGGGGCCCCUGCAUUUAGGAAGGUCCGGAGUGGGGGCGGCACUUGGGGGUCUCCUGGGAGGUUCCCCCGGAGUCUGCUCACCAGGGGCACAUGCUCCCAGCACCUAGGGCGUUCGGCCAGCAGUGGUGUGUGUGCGUGUGUGUGUGUGUGUGAUUCUGCUUUUAUAAACACCUGACACGUUCCCUUAAAAGUCUGAGGCCUCACCUCCCAGGCAGCGAACUGUCCACUCGGCUCCGACGUCCACUCUCCUUUCCCUCCGAGACCCGCAGCAGAGAUCCGGGGCCACAGGAUUAGCUCGAGAGUCACCCGAGCCCGUCACGUGACUGUCAGGCAGGUUCUCCAUUCUCUUCCCUCUUGGCGAGACUUUCCAAGAUCCUAUUUGCCAGUCAUUGCAUUGAAAACAGCUGCCCGGCCGGCGUGGCCCAACGGUUGAGCAUCGACCUAUGAACCAGGAGGUCACGGUUCAAUUCCCAGUCGGGGCACAUGCCCGGGAUGUGGACUCCAUCUCGGGGGGGGGGGGGGGCGUGCAGGAGGCAGCCCAUCAGCGAUUCUCUCUUCACUGAGGUCUGUCUCUCCCCCUCCCUCCCUCUCCCAUCAAUGAGGACACAUUUAAAGAACACGUGCCGGCGACCCAGAGGCUUUCGGCCGACGGUCGUUCACAGAAGAGACGGCCGGGCCGAGGGCUGCCGCAGUAGGCUCCACCCCGGACCACGCGUCUGGGGGGGGAAGGGCACGUCCUGCCUCGGGUCCUCUGGGCUUGGAGAGCCGUCUCGGGAGCCCCCAGGGAGCCGGAUCCACACGGGCAGGACCCCCUGCCUGCGCAGGGCCAGGAUGGUACAACGGGUGCGCCCAGUGCUGAUGGACAUGGUGACGCCGGAUCGCUGCUCACCGGGAGCUGUGCCAGGAGCCGGGCCGGGCAGUGCGCCGCUGCCUCCGCGCCCUCCACACGCCUCUCCGGCCCCCGCGGCCCUCCCAGCGCAGAUGGCGCCUCCUCUGUCCCAUCCGUCUGCCCUCCAGCUGCCAGAAGUCCUGUUGGUGGUCCCUACUCUGGCCUUUCACUGUGUGUGUGUGUGCAUGUGCGAGUGUGCGUGUGAGUGUGUGUGCGAGUAUGUGUGUGCUCGCGCGCGAGUGUGUGUGUGUGAGUGUGUUUUGAUCAUUUCUAAGGGCCCAGAAGAGACUCUAUGUCCGUGCCCCUUUCUGCACCUCUCAGAGCUCAGUGUCCUGGUGUAAGAAUUAAUCUCCCCAGUGUGGGAGGUGAUGGCGUAAAAUCCUCCCACCGCGGCCUGACUGGUGAGCUCAGUGGUUAGAGCACUGGCCCAAGCACCAAAGGAUCGCAGGGUCGAUUCCCAGUCAAGGGCAUGUACCUGGGUUGUAGGUUCGAUCCCUGGUUCGUCAGGGUGGGUUCAGGAGGCAACCAAUGGAUGUCUCUCUCCCCCGCCUCCCUCCCCCCCCUCCCUCAGAAAAGCAAUGGAAAGAUACCUCCUGUGAGGAUGAACAGAAACCUAGAUGAAGACUCGCGCACGUGGACGCAGGCAGCGCGGGUCCGUUUCUCACUGAGACCUAACUUCCGAUUUGCCGAUCCACUGCUCGCGCCCUCCAGCGCCGUGGGGCCUCCGGGGACUUCCCGCUCUCCCCAGGGACACCUGCAGGGCGUGGAAUGUUCAUGAUAAACAAGACACGGAGACAGACAGAUGAAUAUAAACAAGAUUUUUUUCUAAUAA